This is a messenger RNA of Cygnus atratus (black swan), 813 nucleotides long. RefSeq names its product stathmin domain containing 1 (gene STMND1). The record is from RefSeq and is a predicted model, not a curated record. NCBI's taxonomy places the organism in Eukaryota, Metazoa, Chordata, Aves, Anseriformes, Anatidae.
AUGGGCUGCAAUACUUCUAACAGGGUCGCUGUAGCACAGCUGCCUUCUGAGGAGCUAGAGAAGAACCAAGAAACCAAAAGCCAGACUACAAGUGCCAGCAUUGCUAGAGCAGGGGCUGUCACCUCAUGGGAUGGGGCAGCUUGGCCAGUGGGCACUUCAGAGAGAGGAAGCAAAGUUGAAGACAAGGCCAGAGAAGGAGACUCCCCUGAAGAAUUUGCAGAAAGAUUUACACCUUCUCAAAAAAGAAGCAAUGUGCAAAGCACAGAUGCACUGCUCACCAGUGAGUUCAUCAGUCAAUCACGGCCCUUACAAGAAAUAGAGAGACAAAAAUCAUCAGACAUUCUUGAGGAGCUGAGGAUGCAGGGGAUAAUCAGGAGCCAAAGCACUACUGCCAGGACUGAAGAGGUGUAUGAAAACAAGAGAGAUGCCCUGGAAGAGACAUUGAAGAAGCCACCAGCUAGGCUAGAAAAAAUUUGGUGAAAACAAGUAGAUGAUUUUACAGAGAAGGACAUGAAGAUUUUUACUGAACAGAAAAAACAGAUUAGAGAAGAGGAACUGAGCAAUACAGCACAACACACUGCAUUUUUUCCAGCAAUUGCCCACCAAACUACAGGUGAACAGACUGAGAAGGACUGCAUAAGUUGCGGAAGUCAUGGAGGGACAGACACCCCUCAGCCCUCACCUUUAGAUGAGGAGCCUGGUGUACUGAUAAAGGAAAUAACUGCAGGAGAAGCCACAAAUGAUUACACUGAGGGCUCUACCAUUGAGUCUGAUAUAACUUACAACUGCAUCAAUGAAACAAUCUGGAUCUAA